Messenger RNA from Cylindrotheca closterium, 1569 nucleotides. The record is from the annotation of a GenBank genome assembly. NCBI's taxonomy places the organism in Eukaryota, Bacillariophyta, Bacillariophyceae, Bacillariales, Bacillariaceae.
AUGAGUUGCCUGGAAAAAGGUAUUGAGUACGACCCUUCUGUGAGGCCUGGUCGGGGUCGCCAAGCAGUGGUCAAGCGUGGCUCUGUAGUGGAGCAAACAAUUGCAAACCUGGUGGAGACUGGCUCAUCAAUUGAGGAAGCAACAAAUCUAUUGAAUGAAGAAUUGAAAGAGAAACAUGCCACCAAUGACUGCGAUUCACCUCUUGUUCUAUACAGUGUCUCGUCUGUGUACACUUGCAUAAAAAGCCUGAAGCCAAAAGUAUCAAAGAUUAAAUUACGCAGUCAAGGACGGGUAGACGAGAAUUCUCCUUGGGCAAAAGCAAGAUUGGGAUGGGCUACACAACUACUGAUAAAACUUGGUCUACUGGAGGAGGAUCCGACCAAGGAUUACUACACAAAAUCUAAACUAGAAAGUUUAGAGAUCUCACAAAUUGUCUUCUGGGAUGAAACUCAUACCAAAUGUGUCAUUGGAGCAGGUGCAGGAAGAGAUUUUGUGUUUGUAUUCCCAAGAGAUAGCAAUGGAAAUCUGAAUCCAGAUGGCGGGACCUACACUGACACAAAAUUCAAUCGUCUGAAAGUGAAGUAUGAGAAGGAAGUCCGUUUGUGUCUUGGGUGUGCUGCAGUGCAGAUCAAUGGCCAAGAUGAAUAUGUUGGCAAGAGAUGUGUACCCUUUGACUACUCUGGGAAGACAAUACUAUCCAUCAGUGACUACAAAUCAAAAUGCCAGGCUGAGAUUCAAAGGGUAAGAGCGCUGAAAGGUGAAGUUCCUCCUUGGUACUUGAAAACCCGAGUCAAGGACAAGUGCUAUCGCAAUGACACUGUCAGGAUUGGUUUGAAACGUGUUGGUAAAGUACUACAGGAGCAAUUUCAAAUGAUCAACAUAUUCACCAUCCAAGAUCUGAUCGAAACUGAAGGAUCAUUUGCUGACCGUCUCAAUCCUUGUCCUCCUGGCUGCAAGUGGAGAGAAGAUCAGCUCCAGAGCUGGUACAAACAGGCAAAAGAAAACCUUGUUGAGGGUGAUGGCAAAGAGGUAGUUGAUCACAGAAAGGCAGAAAACCCAUAUGAGUCUAGGUAUGGGCAAGGUUGGGAGGAAGAACUCAGAAAGGUUUUGCACAGAAAUGGCUCCGUUUCUGUUGCUCAUCUGGUAGACCAUAUUGUUCAUGAGUCUGCUCAAACAAUGAAAGGGACAAAACAUGACAAUGAUUGGAGGUUCUACCAUGAUGCCCUUACGCUAAUGACAUCCGCUGAUCUCAUUGAUUACAUGAAGGCCAAAGGAAUAUAUCACAGAUGGAUCCUCCCAGAGCAGGGACUAUUUGAAGAUGACACAGCCCUUAGAAAUUACCGGGGGCGACCUCCUGGUGACUCUCCGGAGUUGAUGCCCUGGGAUAACAAUUUGAAUCAAGAUGCCCAUGUUUCGGUUGAAAGGCAUGUGGGAAUCACUUCCGUUUAUGAAAAGGGUGACCCAAGGAAAUUUUCCAAAUCAACUCCCAAUGAGGGUGCUCGUGCCUACAAAAGGGUUCUCCAUCCAACAGAAGGUGUUGCGCCCACUCCAAAAAGAAUAGUUCAAGAC